AGAAAAUAGUUUGGAACUACAUAUUGAGAAUUUGGGCCUUGAUUAGUGUUCCGUUGCUUAUUACUCCUACCUUCUGCAGUGGUCUGCUGCCAUUGAAGUGAAGGCAGGCACCAAUGACUUCUGCUCCUUCAAAACUUUACGCAGAUGACGUCAGCCUUCUCGUUGUCACACUCGACACAAACCCUUUCUUCUGGACCACUUUUCCCUUCCACUUCUCCGAGUUCCUCUCUCAAGUUCUCGCUUUUCUCAAUUCAAUACUUCUUCUCGGCCAGCUUAAUCAACUCGUAGUCAUCGCCACUGGAUGCAAUUCAUGUGGAUACAUUUACGAUUCCACUUCCAAUAGGAACCAUGCUUCCACAAACGGUACAAUGCCUGCGCUUUAUUCCAAUCUUCUACACAAUCUCGAAGAAUUCCUCGCUAGGGAUCAGAAAUUGACCAUGCCUCAUGCACCGGUCACAGUUCCUUCUUCGUUGUUAUCGGGAUCAUUGUCCAUGGCUCUCUGCUAUAUACAGAGAGCUUUUCGUUCAGGACCGAUGCAUCCUCAGCCUCGGAUUUUAUGUCUGCAAGGAUCUACUGAUGGACCAGAACAGUACGUGGCAAUCAUGAAUGCAAUAUUCUCUGCUCAGCGUUCUUCAGUUCCUGUAGAUUCUUGUUAUAUUGGUUCAAAUAAUUCUGCAUUCCUUCAGCAGGCUUCAUACAUAACUGGUGGCAUAUAUUACAGGCCUCCCCAAAUGGAUGGGCUUUUUCAAUAUCUUUCAACAGUAUUUGCAACUGAUUUGCAUUCUCGUGCAUUUUUAAGGCUUCCUAAAUCUCUUGGUGUGGACUUUCGUGCCUCGUGCUUCUGCCAUAAGCAAACAAUUGACAUGGGCUAUGUAUGUUCUGUAUGCUUAUCCAUAUUUUGUGAGCAUCACGACAAGUGUUCAACCUGUAGCUCUGUAUUUGGCCAGGCUCAAUCAAAUGUUGCCUCAGCAGACAACCGGAAAAGAAAGGCUUCAUAAUGUUUCCGGGCUCAUAACACUUAUUUUGUCAUGUCCAUCAAGAGAGCUUAUCUGUUAUGUCUCUUGAUCUCUUACAUACAUGUAGCAAGCAUAAUGAAAAUUUGGCAUCAAAUUGCUUUUCCGUCUGUUUUGGUGGAAAACUCAAGUUUAUUAUGAAGAUCAGCAUCAAUCUGGAUAGCAUUAGCAACAGCGGGUUCUCUUUGUACGGGAGCUGCAUAACAGGCUUUUAUCUGAAAGGCUUCAUGCAUCUAGAAGGCUAUGCUUUGCAUUAUGUUCAAAUGGCCCCAUGAACUCUUUCCCUUUGAUGGCAUCUGUUCCUUUAUGAUGAUGAGCUAUCAUUAAUUUUUGUUGUAUAAGAAGAAGUCUCAAAAUAGUGGGCUAUGUUUUAAGGUGUCUAAUGAUGGCUAACUGAGAAUAUAGUAGUAAAGGGAGUGGAUCGUUGACUUUAUAACCAGAUGUCUUAUCCCCAUCCUGACUUGAUUUAUACUCUUUAUACUUGGAAUUGUGAGUUAUCCUUUGAUUUAUACUUAACAAGACCCAUCGGAAAUUAGGGCUUAUAUACUGGAGUUUUCAACCAUUCCUUGAUAAAAAAAUUCGAAACCAUUUUUGAUGGUUUUGUUUAUCAAUGCCAAAACUUGUGAAUUAUAUGGUA
Cicer arietinum (chickpea) is the source of this 1650-nucleotide messenger RNA. Its product is annotated as general transcription and DNA repair factor IIH subunit TFB4. Gene Ontology annotation, biological process: regulation of DNA-templated transcription; nucleotide-excision repair. Gene Ontology annotation, cellular component: transcription factor TFIIH core complex; transcription factor TFIIH holo complex. The record is from RefSeq and is a predicted model, not a curated record. Lineage: Eukaryota; Viridiplantae; Streptophyta; Magnoliopsida; Fabales; Fabaceae.